AUGAGAUUCGAGCACAAGCCUGAAUUAACUCAUCAUUUGUCUCUACCUAAGCUAUCCGAUAUUCAAGCCCGCUUCUACACCAAUGCAAGACCAGCAGCCCUCUUACCUCCGCCUCGUGCGCCGCUAGCCAGCUACGGGGCCACAAUACACGUCAUUCAUAGACAACAAUCCAGCGCGGUUUACAAGCUCUUGGGAACACGAAGAGACUACCCAAUCAACGACGGCAUGUUUAGCGCAAAGUGCCUAGCUCCCCGACCUCCCUGACCUCCCAGAGAUGCGCUAAUGCUGAUCCAUCAGGGAGAUUCUGACGCACGAGUAA
This is a messenger RNA of Ceraceosorus bombacis, 319 nucleotides long. The record is from the annotation of a GenBank genome assembly. NCBI's taxonomy places the organism in Eukaryota, Fungi, Basidiomycota, Exobasidiomycetes, Ceraceosorales, Ceraceosoraceae.